AUGGUUGGCCGCACCGUGCGAUAUUGUGCUGGCAUUCCCAUGCAGAGAGCUGAUCACAGGUGGCGGCCCGGAAGCUGCGGCGUCACGGCCGCGGGCGCAGACACAGGCGACACCUGCGCCGCCUUCCGGCAGCUGCUGUCUCAUCCGGGAGGAACGGCGGCGGCGGCGGCGGCACGCGUCCUCGCGAGGCGGCCGCCGACCGACCCAAUGAGGCGAGGGCCCGAGUUCCGCCCACCAAUAGCCGCACGCGAUGCCCUACCGCCGACUGCGCGCGCACGCCACGGGCGCGCCAAUUGGCUGGUGGCAAGCCACGCCCCCCGCGGCCUAGUACCCGACUGCCGACGAGCUAUAGCCGGUCAGACGCCGUCGGAGCCGCGGCGUGAGCGGAUGGUGCCCGAGGCACUGAGUCGCCGCUCAGCGUCCGCGGGCAUGCCGCGCGGCUUCCUGGUACGCAGGCACGACCACGGCCAGCUGCAGCCGCACAGGCCGUCGGCCAUGGAUGACGUCGCCGUGUACGGCUUCUCACCGCUCAGUUCGUUGGUGGAGCGGCUCGGCUUCGAGCACCGGCCGCCGCCCUACUACCUGGCGGCCUACUCGGAGCCGCUGGUCGUGACGCCGACGCCGCUCGACCUCUCGCUCAAGCCGGCGCUGACGCCAAUCACGCCGCCAUCCACUCCGUCGCCUAGCUCGCCAGUGCGCAAGAGGCUACACUCGGACGACGCGCCGAAACAGCAGCAGCAGCAGUCGACGCCGAGCAAGGCCAAGACCGCGCCGGCCACGCCGAAGAAGACCAAGGCGGUGCGCCGGCUCACCUUCGACGAGGACAAGACGUCGCCCGUGUCGGGCACCAUCAUCCGCGAGCUGCGCGACGACGAGGCGCCGUUGGUGGUGCGCAAGGGCGACAUCGACCCCGCCUUCAACGUGGUCGAGAUCACCGAGGAGGCCAAGGCGGAGCUGGCCAAGAUCGAGAACCGCAUCGGCGACUACAUCUGCCGGCUGUGCCGCGAGAUGUACGAAGACGCGUUCGGGCUGGCACAGCACCGCUGCUCGCGCAUCGUGCACGUCGAGUACCGCUGCCCCGAGUGCGACAAGGUGUUCAAUUGCCCCGCCAACCUGGCGUCGCACCGCCGCUGGCACAAGCCGCGGCCGGCGGGCGGCGCCCUCGACCUGGUGGUCAAGAAGCCGGCGCCCGGCCCCGCCUCCUCGGAGGACGCCGGUGAGGACGGAGGCGACGUCUUCCCGUGCCCCGCCUGCCAGAAGCGCUUCCGCCGCCAGGCCUACCUGCGCAAACACCUCGCCACGCACGAGCAGACGGCGUCCGCCCCCGCGCCACCUCCGCCCCCGUGA
Molecule: messenger RNA, 1347 nt
Organism: Schistocerca serialis cubense
Lineage: Eukaryota; Metazoa; Arthropoda; Insecta; Orthoptera; Acrididae
Product: insulinoma-associated protein 1a-like
Exons: 3
Coding region: 1-1347 (448 amino acids)
Biological process (GO): negative regulation of transcription by RNA polymerase II; regulation of cell cycle process; neuron differentiation
Cellular component (GO): transcription repressor complex; nucleus
Molecular function (GO): RNA polymerase II cis-regulatory region sequence-specific DNA binding; DNA-binding transcription repressor activity, RNA polymerase II-specific
Source: RefSeq, a predicted model, not a curated record